AUAACUAAACUCCAAACAAAAGCUGCAGUUUCUUAACAGUCAGUCCAAAGUAACAAAAACAAGUGACUCUACAAACUUACAGAUAUCAGAAAAUUCCUCUUUUCUCUUCCAUUCCUUCUUCACUUGAAAACAUAUCCAAACUAAUCAAGUUGAAUUGCAGUAAAUAGCAUAUGUGGACCUAGACCGUUAAAGCGUUUCCAAGUGGUAAAUAAGGUCGCGGUUUCAAACCCCGUCUCUGUAGCUAACAUCUAACAAUACGAGACUCUAGCAGUCCGUAAACUAUCUAAGUUAAUAGAAAAUUGCAGUAAAUGCUUGUUUACCAGCUUUUCAUUGUACGGUCAUUUUCAACUACUUCCUUGCCAUUUCAUAAUAAAUUGCCCUUCUUUUCUUUAUUACUCUCACGCUUCACAUUUAUUGUAGACAUUCAUACCACAAACUCUUCUCACCUCUUCAAACUUUUUAGUUCCACUUCUCAAGGCCUUAUCUUUGUCUCUACCCAUUUGGUUUGUCUAUAAGAUUUUUGGCUGUUUUCUGUUUGUUUCUUGAGAAUAUACAUUUAACUACCUACAUUCUUUUCCUUCAUUAACUUCACUUACCAAUUUUCAAGAAAUAUGCCAUUCUUUCAUCUCCCCAUGAGAAUUAUCCUCUUUUGAUUUCUGGGUUUUCUUCAAUUCACUAAAAGUUACUAACUUUUCUAUGAUUCAUGUCCAAAUUUCUUAAAUUUUCUUCUUGGGUUUGUUUAGGUUCAGGAAAAGCUUCAAUCUUUGUACUUUCUAAUGGCUCUAAUGCAUGAGAAUUAGUCCUCAAUGGGGUCAUCAACCUGGUUUUAUUCACUGUUUUUUUCAUGGGUAUUCUUUAUUUCCAGUACCCAUGAGUUACAAACCUACCAGGCUCAACUUUUACUGCAGGUGAGGAAGCAUUUGGACUACCCUUCACAUUUGGAUAUAUGGGGCAAUUACAAUGGAGACCUUUGCAAUUUGUCUUCAACUUUGCACAUGAGCAUCAUUUGUAAGGACAAUGUUAUUACUGAGCUCAGAAUUAAAGGGGAUAAAACUGUCAAGGUUAGUGAGUUCAAUGGCUUUCCUAUUCCUACUCAAACUUUAUCUCACAGUUUCUCAGUUGAUUCUCUUGUUACUACUUUGACAAGGCUAACCACUUUGAAAGUUCUUAGUUUAGUGUCUUUGGGGAUUUGGGGACCACUUCCUGAUAAGAUUCAUAGGUUGAAUUCACUUCAAGUUUUGGAUUUGAGCUCUAAUUUUUUGGUUGGUUCAAUUCCUGCUUCAGUUUCAAGAAUGGUAGAGCUUAAUUCAUUGAUAUUAGAUGGAAAUUAUUUCAAUGGAUCUGUUCCUGAUUGGUUUGAUUCAUUGCCAAAUCUCACUGUUUUGAGCUUGAAGGGUAAUCAUUUUAAGGGACAAUUUCCUUCUUCUAUUAGCAGAAUAACUACAUUAACUGAUAUUGCCUUGUGUCAUAAUCAGCUUACUGGUAAAUUGCCCGACUUGAGUAGCUUAACUAGCCUGCAUGUGUUGGAUUUGAGAGAGAACAAAUUAGAUUCUGACUUGCCUGCAAUGCCUAAAGAGUUGGUUACUGUGCUCCUGAGCAAUAAUUCAUUCUCUGCCAAAAUUCCUGACCAAUUUGGCCAAUUGAGUCAUCUUCAACAUCUUGAUUUGUCAAUAAAUCAUCUGAGUGGAAAGCCUCCAUCUUCCUUGUUCUCUUUGCCGGAUAUCAGGUACUUGAAUUUAGCUUCUAACAUGCUUAGCGGAUCACUUCCGGACGAUCUUACUUGCGGUAGCAACCUAGGAUUUGUCGACAUUUCCGCGAACAUGUUUAUGGGUGAGCUUCCCUCAUGCUUGGGGAGUAUGUCAAAUAACAGAGCAGUUAGGUUUGCUGAGAAUUGUUUAUCCAUUGAUGCUCAAAAUCAGCAACCAGAGUCAGUCUGUGAGGAAGCUAAGCAAUCAAGAGGUAGAGCAGUAGGAACAAUAAUUGCUGUCGUUGGUGGAACAGUUCUUGCUAUGGUGCUUUUGGCGUUUGGAGUUCUGUGUUGCUGCAGAAGAUACUGUUCUAAGAGAACACUUGAGCAGAAUUUAUUUGCCAAGGCUGUGCAAGAUAAUGCAGCUACUGCAGUUUCCUCUGAUGUUCUUGCAAACGCCAGAUACAUUUCUCAAGCAGUGAAGCUUGGUACACAAGGCGCCCCAAUAUGUCGUGUAUUUUCCUUUGAAGAGUUGACAGAAGCCACAAACAACUUUGAUUCAUCAACAUUAAUGGGGGAAGGUUCCACCGGAAAGAUUUAUAGAGGAACAUUGGCGAAUGGCACAAAUGUUGCUAUACGGUCUCUAACUUUGUUGAAGAAAAGUUCAAUUCAAAAUCUUAGAGUUCGGCUGGAUUUGCUCUCAAAGCUUCAUCAUCCAAAUUUGGUUAGCCUCUUGGGAUAUUGCAUUGACAGCAGCGGGCUAGACGAUUUAAGUGGCACCAAAGUCUUCCUUAUAUAUGAUUAUAUAACUAAUGGAAAUUAUCAUGCCCAUUUGUCAGAAACUUGCCCAGAGAAAGUCCUCAACUGGCCAGAUAGAUUGGCAAUUCUUAUUGGUGUUGCUAAGGCCGUGCAUUUUCUACAUACUGGGGUGAUUCCGGGUACUCUGAAUAAUCGACUUAAAACAAACAAUAUAUUACUUGAUGAGCACGGAAUUGCAAAACUGAGUGAUUACGGCAUGGCUGUAAUGACAGAAGAAAUUGAAAAAAUUGAGGUCAAGGCAGAGACAGCAAAAUCACGUUACAGAACAAACUUAGAGGAUGAUGUUUACAAUUUUGGGUUCAUACUUCUUGAGUCACUUGUUGGUCCUAUAGUUACUGGCAAAGGAGAAGCAUUUCUGCUCCAUGAAAUGAAAUUGCAGGCAUCAUUUGGAAGCCAAGACGGUCGAAGGCGCAUUGUAGACCCAAUUGUUUUAACGACAUGCUCGCAAGAAUCAUUAUCAAUUGUGGUGGCUAUCACAAGCAAAUGCAUUUCUCCCGAGCCUUCAUCUCGUCCAUCUUUCGAGGAUGUCUUAUGGAAUUUACAAUAUGCAGCUCAAGUCCAGACCACUGCCGAUUCUGAUCAAAAAUCAGAUUCUACAUCACUGUCAUAAGUAACACAGAAGAUAAAAAAACUCCUUCCACAAGGUGAUGUGUCCAUAGUAACCAGCAACUUUAUUCAUAUGUACGUUGCGACAGCUUUUGUCGGAUUGAAAUGCAAAGUGUAAAGCUGUAAAUGUCACAUUUGAUCGUUAUACAGUUUGUUAGAUGUAAUUUCCUUCUGAAAACAGGAACUCUAGUGGUAACAAGCAUUUGUACAAUGUAGGAUGUCCUAAGGUUGAACAAGCCAGCUAGAUUAAGAAUUUUUUUCCACACAUUUGUUGGUGUUUGAAAUUAUGAAAAAUACAAGGACUAGAGCAAUAUCCGUUUUCCUUA
This is a messenger RNA of Mercurialis annua (annual mercury), 3438 nucleotides long. Its product is annotated as probable inactive leucine-rich repeat receptor-like protein kinase At3g03770. The transcript has 7 exons. Gene Ontology annotation, molecular function: ATP binding; protein binding; protein tyrosine kinase activity. NCBI's taxonomy places the organism in Eukaryota, Viridiplantae, Streptophyta, Magnoliopsida, Malpighiales, Euphorbiaceae. Gene Ontology annotation, biological process: protein phosphorylation. The record is from RefSeq and is a predicted model, not a curated record. Bases 807 to 3116 code for a protein of 769 amino acids.